Sinocyclocheilus anshuiensis is the source of this 4774-nucleotide messenger RNA. RefSeq names its product protein c-ets-1-B. Gene Ontology annotation, biological process: cell differentiation; regulation of transcription by RNA polymerase II. Bases 1640 to 2833 code for a protein of 397 amino acids. Gene Ontology annotation, cellular component: nucleus. The record is from RefSeq and is a predicted model, not a curated record. Gene Ontology annotation, molecular function: DNA-binding transcription factor activity, RNA polymerase II-specific; sequence-specific DNA binding. The transcript has 8 exons. NCBI's taxonomy places the organism in Eukaryota, Metazoa, Chordata, Actinopteri, Cypriniformes, Cyprinidae.
AGUUUGAAUGUUAGAACGGCCUUAUGGUCAAAGAUAAACCCAUGUAACAUCUGCUACCAAAAUGGCUAAUGCUGCUCCUACCCAGCCAGUUUUGCUGUGCCAGAAGUCUUCAGCAUCUUCUGAGAGCAUUGCUUUGAAAGGGGCGUAGUCAAAAUGCUUGACAACGGGGUCACUCCUUUCAUCUUUGCCCAAAGACUACUUAGCACAGUGAAAUGAGUCAGCAACAACAUGAGAGACAGCCAGGGGUCACCUCCCACUCAUUUCGGCCUAGAGAAAUAACCCUUGAUGAGGAUAUCUGGUCUUCACUUUCUCCUUCUUUCUCACUCUGUGUCCGUCUCAGGGUUCAGUGAGUGACAGGAAUGUCUGAGGAUUGGGUGGGCUGCCCAUUGCCCACGUUUAUCUGAUUAAGACACUGCACUCUCUCUCAUCCCGAUCCCCUGCUAGGCCCCGCUUGUACACCCGUGCUUUAGAUACCACACACUGAGCACUAGUGCAGAAGUAUACAAGUGUGAAGAGAUGAUAAUUCAAGCAGGAAGUCAUCUUCAAGGGUGUAUCUGAAAAUGGCCUGGAUUCCCGAGUUACAUAACAGAUAGGUUUCUGUAAUGUCAGACUCUUCACGCUUUCACCAGGCCUAAGCAUGCCUUGCUUACCUGACAACUGUACAAAUAUGAACCCUGGCAAUCAAAGUUAGUCUGAUGUGGGUCUCUGAGGUUUUAUAGUUUUCUGAACAGUGUACGAGUCACUUAAAAAAUAAUUUACAAAUGUGAGCGUUUAUAAGUGACUGGAUUCAUAUUUGACACUCAAAAUUGAUUCACCAGACUCAGGCCUUGAGGCUACGAUGAAACCCAGUUAGAUCAGAGUGUCUUGCCUACUGUUGUGAAUGACUCCACCUUCACAAAAUGUGCACUGGCUACAUGACUCCCCUGUCAAAAAUUCUUUCUGGUGAACACACGUUUUUAUUGUUCCCUUUAAAGUGUAGUCAUCAAAGGGUGAAGGGAGGUCCUAGCCUUUAUUCCUUCAAGUUAUUGGCACAAGCUAAUGGCACAAACAAACGUUUUCCGAAUCGUUACAUGCGUCAGAAUGACUGAACCAUACGUCAGCGCCGUUUUCGCUGUAGCAUACUUGUGAAAGCCGUUCUGACCCACUUCACUGUGUUGCAGUUUGAAGUCUUCCCAAUAGUUAUCUCUGGCCCUGCUUCUCUGAACUUCAAAAGACCAAAACAAAAGCAAAAGACACAGCAUGUCCCAGAGCAGGGAAGAAAUGACAACCAUGGUGUAUUUUUCCCAGCAUUUUACAGCACCCAUUUUCUCCCCUGUGUUCCAUGUCUGUCUUUUUUUUUCCCUGCGUUUGUCUUUCUACCGUCUGCGGGCCACAUGGGCUCUCGCCUUGUCUCCCUGGCCCCUGAUGUGGCGUCUUCCUAGUGCUGUCUUCUCAUCCCUGCCGCGUGCUACAGGCUAAUUACUGAGUCACAGCCCCUGCCGUGCUGACUCCAGCACCCACCCCUCCUCCCAUAAGACAUUAGCCCUACCCAGUCCCUCCGAGGCUCUCUGGUGGGCUCUAGACCGCCUCCUGGGUGGUGGGAGGCCCUUGAGAUCUGGAGUGUGCGGAUGUUCCGUUAUUGACUCCAGGAAGUAAAGAAAUGAUGUCACAGGCUCUUUUGGCCACAUUCAGCGGCUUCACCAGGGAGCAACAGCGGCUCUCCAUCCCAAAAGACCCCCGUCAGUGGACAGAGGCCCAUGUUAGAGAAUGGUUGACCUGGACAGUAAAUGAGUUCAGUCUGAAGAAUGUGGACUUUCAUAAAUUCAGCAUGGACGGGGCCAAUCUCUGCGCACUGGGCAAAGAGCGAUUCCUGGAUCUGGCACCAGACUUCGUGGGCGACAUCCUCUGGGAGCAUUUAGAGAUGCUGCAGAAAGAAGACCUGAAGCAUUUCCCUGUCAACGGUCUGACCUCCAGUUUCCAGGAAUCCCGCUACCCCUCCGACUACUUCUUCAACUAUGGCAUUGAACAUCCUCAGUGUGUCCCUCCGUCAGAAUACUCCGAGCCGAGCUUCAUCACCGAGUCCUACCAGACCCUCCACCCAAUCAGCUCAGAAGACCUGCUGUCGCUCAAAUACGAGAGCGAGUAUCCCAACGUUAUACUGCGAGACACGCCUCUCAAUCCACUGCAGGGAAACUACUUCUCAGUCAAACAAGAAGUUGUGUCACCCGACAACAUGUGUGUGGGUCGCAUUAGCAGAGGUAAGCUGGGAGGUCAAGAUUCGUUUGAGAGCAUUGACAGUUUCGAGAGCUGCGACAGACUGACACAGUCCUGGAGUAGUCAGUCGUCAUUCAACAGCCUACAGAGAGUUCCCUCCUACGACAGCUUCGACUCGGAGGACUAUCCCACCGCACUGCAUGGACACAAACCAAAGGGUACCUUCAAAGACUACGUACGAGAGCGCUCGGAACUCAGCAAGGACAAACCGGUCAUCCCGGCGGCUGCACUCGCUGGCUACACAGGCAGCGGACCCAUCCAACUCUGGCAGUUUCUGUUGGAGCUCUUGACAGACAAAUCCUGCCAGUCCUUCAUCAGCUGGACUGGAGACGGCUGGGAGUUCAAGCUUUCUGACCCUGAUGAGGUGGCACGCAGAUGGGGCAAGAGGAAAAACAAGCCCAAGAUGAACUACGAGAAGUUGAGUCGCGGUUUGCGCUACUACUACGACAAAAACAUCAUCCACAAGACGUCCGGCAAGCGCUACGUCUACCGCUUUGUGUGUGACUUGAAAAGCCUGCUGGGAUACACUCCCGAAGAGCUGCACACCAUGCUAGACGUGAAGCCCGACACGGAUGAGUAAACUUCGGACUUUGGAAAUAAUAAAAAAAAAAAGUCCCUCACAGACCCUGGAAAGAAAACGGGGCGUCCAUUUUUGGGUCCAAUCACAUUCCAUCUUAACACUUAGUCGUGGUCCAGCCUUGUUUCGAGCUCACACGGGACAAAAAAAAGAGGAAGCGUCAAAACGUUCACCAAAGUUUAGAAUCCGUAGACUUUGCGCGUCUGUAUUGUUUAUAGCUCUGCAGGAAGCGAAAACUCGAAGUCCAGGUCGACCCAGUAGCACAAACACUGGGAAGGAACAGAGGACAAUGAGACGGACAUGUCUUGGACUGAACGCUCCAGUUAUUAAACACGUUGCCAAAAUUAGAGACAAGAGGAAUAUCGCAGAAAUAUUAACGAUUGAGUUUCUGUCUCCUCGCAUACCCAACCACGAGGAAGAGUUCUCAGCCGGACCAAAAUAACAAAAAGUGUUUUAUUUUUUUGAUAGUUUCUAUAUGUGUCAGUAUUAAUUUGUCGUAUUGCGAUGCUGUCCGGACAGAGAUUGCGCCGUUUUGUACGUUUUCAUAUGAAGGUUUAUUGAAGUCAAACUGUGCUUAGAUAGUCUCUCCGCUUCUUUCAAGAUCACGGUUGGUUACGGCUUGCUCUUACCUCAAUGUCCAUAGCUGAAAACGCAGUUUUUGAUCACCAGAUCAAAAUAGAUACCAGAGUCUCGCCCUUUUCAGUUGAAAGAGACGUAACUCAGUCAAACUGAGAGUGUGAGUGAGAGACGCAAAUGAAAGCGGCCGUUGGCUUCUCAACGGUGACACGCUUGUGGUGAAAACGAGGUGUCGUUUUAUCACUUGUAUUAAGACAAAAGACAUCAGACGCUUCUUGUCUCGGUUUGUUUGUACGUGAAUGGUUUUUCAUAAAGUUUUGCCUUAAUAUAGCACACCGUCUUUAUGAACAUGCUGUGUUUUCUCAAGGUUGACUGAAACUGAAAUGUCACUCAACCGGGCCUCAAACGGUUUAGACUGAACCAAAAGCCAUAAAGCGAGGCCUUUUAACUUUGAGAAAGACGUGGCCAAGUUAGCCAUGUUGAAAAAAGUGCACGCUUCAGCAUGCAUCUGGAUUGGCAAAGAACGUGAGAUGGAUAUCGCAGCAGAAACCAAGGAUCUGUUGGGCUGCGUUCAAGUUCGAGAUGGUUUGCGAAAGUAUUACUGUUAAUGGUUAAUGUAAGGUUAAGAUAGGAGGAAGACCAGAUCAUGCUGAGACUUAGGCAGCUUUAAAGAUGAUGGCGUGUGCUACGACUGGCCAACAAACGUCACAAGAUCCAACAUGGGAGUAAGUUUCACAAUGGCUCAGAUAAAUGCAGUAUUUUGCAUUGAAUGAGUAGACUGAAUGGAGGUCAGAUUCAAUUUGUGUGUUCUUCAGCCCAGCGUUUCACUGUGUGGGAAGGGUCUCGUACACAAGACCUUGUGGGAAAAGCCAAAGUAAAGAACGUUCUUCUAAGAAAACAAACCGUAUUGUUUACAGUGGCAGAACGCUACCCAUCCUGAUUGGUGUAGCUUCGGAAUUGUCUAUUUUUACAGAUAACAUUUCAUAAAACGGCUAGAUUUAACAAUAAACUGGGAACACAUUCAUGAGAGCUCAGAAUAUGUCUUUAAUUCAGAGAUGAGCUGGUUUCAGUCGCAACCGUCCUGCCGUGAACAACAACAACAGACGUGCUACAUCACCCAGUUUAUAGUGUUAAAAAAACCGAAACCACAACCCGAAAGCCAACGGCAUGUUACAUGACUUUUAUUUUGUAUUUUUAUUUGACAAGGUCCAAAUCAUGAUGCAGUCUUUGUCCUGAUUGUAAAAGUGAUGCAUUUUGUGUGAAAAUUAACUUUUGACAGAUACAUGCAUGUUCAUAUUGACGAGUGUUGUUUUUAUUUCCCCACAAUUUUGCCUUAUUUUGUAUGUUUUAUAUUUCUGUAUUUGUUUU